This is a messenger RNA of Pyricularia grisea, 1191 nucleotides long. RefSeq lists its product as uncharacterized. The record is from RefSeq and is a predicted model, not a curated record. Bases 182 to 571 code for a protein of 129 amino acids. NCBI's taxonomy places the organism in Eukaryota, Fungi, Ascomycota, Sordariomycetes, Magnaporthales, Pyriculariaceae. The transcript is spliced from 2 exons.
CCCCUGUCAUUUUUUCGAGGUUGGUCUAUCCAGUACCUACCGACAUACCUACCUUACCUUUCCACUAUAGCUUUCUAUGUUGAAGUGUCUGCCUUGAUACAUCGCUUGACCAUCACCACUAUCUCUGUUUGUUUUUUUCUCUUUUUUUUUUCUUCUUCUGGUUUCUUCCAAGCAUUGCAUCAUGUCACGGGCAGAAAUUAUCAAGGCCUACCGGACGAUGUAUCGCACGAGCCUUCAGGCCGUCAUGUACUCAAAGCCGGCGCGCUUCGUGGUCCGCGAUCAACUACGUGACGCAUUCCGAGAUCCCUCCGGUCACUUUGAUAUGGAGGCAAUAAGGCGGACCGUGCUGUUCCUGCGGUCGGCGGCCAGGGAGCGUGGGCUGGCGCACAAUAUUGUGAAGAACCUGGUGUACAUGGCAUGGUGUCAGCGGCAAUCUGAAGCUGUUCCGUAUCACAUUGUGCUGCUGCAGGCCAGCCAGAGACAAAAUGAUCAUUCUAAAGCGACGGCUCUUGCUCACUACAAGCAAACCGUUGACAUGCUCAAUCUUACCAUGAAGCUGUGCCUGAGGUGAUGAGGAUUGUUUCAUGGUUGGUUUUGUCCAAUCACGGUCCUGCAAGGUUGAUUGAGCCUUACCUUGUCCACUUGGAUCGCCUCUCCUGCAACCACGGAAUCCCAUUUACGUUGGACUUGGAUGCAGUCAUCGCCUUGCAUGCUGGCCUGACAGAUAACAAGCCAGAUAAUUAAGGCAAGCCACGACACAGACUGUCGGAUGGGAGCGUAGAAAAGAUGUACGAUUAUCCGGGCAAUGAUCUUGGAGACGCUGAGGGGCCGCUUUCUGUGAGUGGUAAAGCGAAUGGUAGACAGCCGGUGAAAUUCUUAUUGAUCUGCAAAGGGUGGAGGAACGAGCAAAGUGAGGAGUGCAAAGAGGAGCUGUUUGGUCAGACCCAUGCAAAGCUUCCUAUUGGCGAUUGGGGAUAACGUGAGUCUGUAUGGGUGCAGUGGGCGACAGCUGUCAACACGAGAUUAACCCCAACAUAGUCGGUGUUUGACCAAUAUUAAACAGCAGACAUCUGUGGAGUGGACAAAUGGGAUGGGAUGGGAUUUCGCCAGUCUUCUCAUCCAACCACUAUAUACUGGAGAAAAUCGUAAUAGUUUUAUUACAGUAACAACUAAAAUCAAAGCUUGGUUGGG